AUGAUGAGUUGGUCUUCGAGAGGAUUCGUUUCCCUCCUGUCGUUGCUCCUGGUCGGCCUCAUAAUGUCAGUAGACGCAGAGCUCAAUUACACCACCACCACCACCACCACCACCACAACAACAACAACAACAACAAAAUUCACAUCGACAACAACAGCAACACUCUCUUCCACUCCUUCAACGUCAUCUCCAUUCAUCGAAACCUCAGCUCCUUUCUCUAUCCCCACAAGCUCUACACUUCCUCCUGCCUCAACCCCUCUCCCUGUCGGAAAGUGUGGCGACGGUCGGCUGGAUAGCGGCGAGGAGUGCGACGACGGGAACGCGGAGGACGGGGACGGUUGUAGCCGUGAGUGCAAGGUGGAAGGGUCGAUAUGGACGUGCACUGGACAGCCGUCAUCGUGUCUUCUCAACGUCGUCGCUGCCUUCACCCACCUGGAGCUGAGAGGAGAACACCAGAUCCCCAACGCGAGGAACAGAGUGCGGGUCAUCAUCGCCUGCAACGUCGAGCUCCAAAACCUCUCGCGCGUCACCUUGACGGGUCUUACCAGCUCGUCAAACCUCGCUGAGGUUCAGAUCUCCGGGCAGAACCUCGUCAGCCCAGCUCCAUGGCAGCCAGUCGCUGGCCAGCUGCUGCUGACCCUGUCAAGUGACAUCCUCCUGCCCAACGUGCUGUUGGCAUUCGAGAUGAUGAUCGACAACCCGCCGCAAACUCUUGACAACGUGACCGUGAGCUGCUCGGGCUGCUCAAAGAUUCCUUCAAUCUCCAGGUUGCAGCUGGCGGGAAAGGCUGCAGUCCUCUUCGUGACCCCCCCAGUUGCCCCAUCGUGCUCGGUUUCUCAGCUCUUCGGCUCUGCAUGUCAAUAUAAAUGUUACGGUGUCAUCUCAGGCUCCCAGUGCCUCUGCCUCGUGGACCAUUUCGGAUUUGACUGCAGUCAAAUCGCCAUCAAGGACGCCAGUCUCUCAGCUGCCCCUGUGCGGGCUACAGCUGGGGUCAAGACAGUCGUGCAGUCACAGCUUGGCACUGGCGUCGAGGUCCCUCCAGGCGCUCUCGAUGCUGAUGCCUUCAUCUCAAUGGACGUGUUUGACGUGCUUGUCAAGGUUGCACAGGGGGAGGAGGCAGUUCCAGUCGGGCCGGUGGCUGUCUUUCAGCCGGAGGGGCUGACUUUCAAGGCUCCUGUCAAGAUGGCUCUCUCGCUCAACUCCUCCCUCGUGCCCACAGGAAAAAAAGUGUCAAUCUGCUUCAGCAAGGCUACAGCAAGUUUGCCGACAUGGGAGUGUCUCGAUGGAAGCUGGCAAGUGGGAGGUACUGUCUUCGCGUACACCACUCACUUCUCCAUGUACUCAGCGAUGGCUGUCAAACAGCAAGUAGCUCCUUUGCCGCAGGAGAAAGUCGUCCCGUACCUCCCAUCGCCACUACUCUCUGUUCCUCCGUCUCAAGUCUCGAAGCCCAACAUUGACGUCACCCUGACGCUCCCGAUGUCUCAGUCAACCUUCAACGAGGAGAAGGAGGAGCUGCGUUACGUGCUAGCUGUGACUCUCCGACUGCCCGUCCAGCUCGUUGGCAACGCGUCAUCUGCCGGGUCAGGCUCCGGCAACGCUCAGCUGGACUCUUCCCUGGUGAUCAAGCUACAGGUCGAGAGCAACGACACUACGACAACGCUGAGGAGAUGUGACCUAGUCACCAUCAACCCCGUCCUCUCCCUCUACUCUCUUCCUAACGCCACAUCUCUGCAGUGCAGCCUGACCGGCCUCUCCCUGCUCGAUCAGCCCAUGGCUCUUGUCUUGAUCGUGCUUGGGGCUGUCCUCGGUGUCGUCCUGCUCUUCUUGCUGUGGGUGUUCAGGCGGAGGGUCUUCUGGAGGCUCAAGAGGACGCAGAGGGUUUCACCGCAAGCCGACAAGUCCGACGAUAAGGAUGACAUGGAGCAGGGGCCUGCCGGCAGCACGGCGGACGAGGAACAGCCAGCGCUGCGAUCUGUUGUGCCUUAG
Guillardia theta CCMP2712 is the source of this 1986-nucleotide messenger RNA. RefSeq lists its product as hypothetical. The record is from RefSeq and is a predicted model, not a curated record. NCBI's taxonomy places the organism in Eukaryota, Cryptophyceae, Pyrenomonadales, Geminigeraceae. The transcript has 2 exons. The coding region runs from base 1 to 1986 and encodes 661 amino acids.